Messenger RNA from Homarus americanus (American lobster), 9003 nucleotides. It is a transcript of the gene ninaC, whose product is annotated as neither inactivation nor afterpotential protein C-like. Gene Ontology annotation, molecular function: protein binding; cytoskeletal motor activity; protein kinase activity. Gene Ontology annotation, biological process: protein phosphorylation. The transcript is spliced from 31 exons. The coding region runs from base 410 to 4783 and encodes 1457 amino acids. NCBI's taxonomy places the organism in Eukaryota, Metazoa, Arthropoda, Malacostraca, Decapoda, Nephropidae. The record is from RefSeq and is a predicted model, not a curated record. Gene Ontology annotation, cellular component: myosin complex.
UGCUGUAUGAGCUGCUGUUUCAUGCUAACACUGUGUGUACGCAAGUGAUUCGUACGGGACACCAGCUUCAUGUGGAACUAUCAUCACACGUGUGUACAGUGACCCUUCCUGGUGGCCUUUGCUCUCACUGGGCCAUUUAAUGUGGUCAGCCGUGUAGUGGUGUUGUGUGUCGUUCCCACACCCCCAUACUGUGAUAAAACAGUACACAUGUCAGUGUGACUGGUACAGUUACCUUCAGUGUUGUGAGUGUGGGUGUUAUGCCCUGGGAGCGUCCAGGGCGACACAGGUGCUGGAGUGUGUAGAAAACUCCACAGUGUGCUGGUGGUGGUCGCCUGCCCAUGGCUACUGACCGACUACCCAUAUACACUGCUACUUAACAUCUUCCUAUCUUUCUUCUCCGCUGAGCAAGAUGGCUUACGAGGAAAUGAGCAGAUACCUGGACUUCCGGGCACUACUGGAGCCCGGGACCAGGUUCACCCUCACCCGUGUCAUCGCCACCGGCACCUACGGCGAGAUCUACGAGGCCACCGACACCGAGAAUGAUAAUCGUAAGGUGGCGGUGAAGAUUAUCGACAACAUCAAGGAGAACUUGGAGGAGAUCGAGGAAGAAUUUCGCGUUCUCGCCGAGCUCUCCCUCCACGAGAACUUUCCACAGUUCGCCGGCAUAUUCCUCAAGAAGUCCAGCAACCUCGAGGACCACCAAAUAUGGUUCGUCAUGGAGUUGAUGACACACGGAUCAGUGUCGGAGUUGGCCCGCGCCUACAAGAAAAGGGAGGAGAGGAUGUCCGAGAGCCUCAUUGCCUACAUCCUGAAAGAGAUUUUAACGGCGGUGCAGCAUCUCCAUCAGGCUCACGUAAUGCACAGAGACGUGAAGGGGAUGAACGUCCUCAUCACCGACGAGGGCAAGAUCAAGCUCGUCGAUUUUGGUCAGUGUGGCCACCUGGACUCGACAAUGGCCAAGCGGAACACGGCGGUGGGGACCCCUUACUGGAUGGCUCCUGAGGUGAUCGAGUGUGAGCAGAAGGCAGACCAGGAGUACGACAACCGCUGUGAUGUGUGGGCCCUCGGCAUCACGGCCAUCGAGCUUGCUGACGGUGACCCGCCCUACGCUGACAUCCACCCGGUGCGCGCCCUCUUCCAGAUCGUAAGGAACCCUCCUCCUGUCUUAAAGAGAUCUUCCGACUGGUCUCAGGACUUCAUCGAUUUUAUAUCAGAAUGCUUGGUGAAGACGCCCGACCACCGGCCCGUCUUGAUAGAAGUGAUGGAGCAUCCCUUUAUCACCUCAGUGCCCGAGGACCUUACCGAGGUGAGGAAGACUCUGUUGGAGGAGCGAGCGAGGGUCCUGGGUGGGGGCUACGUGCCAGAGCGACCCUUGACUGCCAUCGCUCGCCAGGGCUACCUCAAGACUGAGCGUCGAGGGAAACCCCAGAAGAUGGUCACCGACGACCUCGCCUCUCUUGAGUUCUUCAACGAUGAGUUGGUGGUGGAGACGCUUUACUCGAGGUGGACAAAAGGCAAGAUCUAUACGUGGGUGGCUGAUGUGCUCUUGGCCGUCAAUCCCUUCUCUGAAAAGUGCAAGUACGACGAAGAGGUUCAGGUGAAGUACAAGUCCAAGUCCCGGAGUCAGAACGACCCUCACAUAUUCGCCCUGGCUGACAGGGCCCACCAGGACAUGAUGCAUCACAAGGAACACCAGACUAUCGUCCUCACCGGAGAGUCCGGCAGCGGCAAGACAUACAACUUCCAUCAACUCAUCAAUCAACUCUGUUACAUUGGUUGUAGUAACCCGGGUCUCAUCGACAAGAUCAAGAAGGUGUGCAUCGUACUGGACGCAUUUGGUAAUGCCGUCACCCAGCUCAACCCAGACUCCACCCGCCACACCCGAUACUUCGACCUCACCUUCUCCAAGACAGGCAAAGUCUCUGGUGCCAUCGUCUGGCUCCUCAUGCUCGACAAGUUUCGCGUCACCGAGAGGCCCAGGUCCGAGGGCAACUUUCACAUGUUCUACUAUUUGUACGAUGGCCUCUCCCAGAGCUCCCGGCUAGCCCGCUAUGGCCUCAAGCUGGGCAGGAAAUACUAUUACUUGGGCAAACACCCCUACGACAACGAGGUCACCAAUGCUCAGAGGUUCACCAAGGUCGAGGAGGCCCUUCAGACGAUUGGUUUCACGGAACGGGAGAUACACACCAUCUACCUGGUGUUAGCUGCCAUCCUUAACCUGGGUAACAUUGACUUCACGGGAGACAAAGAAGCGUCCAUUGUGGACAUGGAGCCUGUCAAGGAAGUGUGUCGGCUGCUGGACGUGGAGGAGAAGAAGCUGUGCUGGGCGCUGUGUAACUUCUGCCGGGUAAAGGACGACCAAACGGUAGAGUCUGCCAAGAGGUCGCAGGAUGAGGCUGAACUAAGCAAAGAUGCUUUGGCCAGGACCCUCUACUCCCGCAUCAUGGACUUCAUCGUCAACUUGAUCAACACAAAGCUCUCCGUCACCAGGCUCGUCUUCGGUGACCCCUUUGCUAUAGGAAUACUGGACAUGUUUGGUUUCGAGGCAAAUGACCACAACACCUUGGAGAAUCUGCUUGUGAAUGUAGCCAACGAGCAGGUUCAGUACUUCUACAAUCAGUACGUCUUCAGCUGGGAAAUGCAAGACUACUCAGACGAGGGCAUCCCUGUGAAGAACUUCACAUUCCCCGACAACCGACACAUACUGGAACUGUUCCUUGCCAAGAGCAGUGGCUUCUUCUCCAUCUUGGAGGACGAGAGUCGCGAGAGUAUUGGCAGUGAUACCUCCCUGUCUUACAAACUGAAGCAAGGGGUCAACCAGAAGCAGAUGAUACAGGUGUCGGAGUUCACGUACGCCAUCUCACACUAUGUCGGACGUGUCAAGUACGAUCUCCAUGGCUUUGUCUACAAAAACCGUGACCACAUAUCUGCUGAAUUGGUUCAGACGAUGCGCAAGUCAGCCAACGACCACAUCCGUGGUAUGUUCUGCAACAAGUUAACUAAAACUGGCAACGUGACGGCGGAGACGGAGGAGCAUCAACAGAAGAAGAUGAAGGACAAAGGAGGAGCAGGCAAAACCGGCAGGAAGGAUUCCAGAAGGUUCAACACUAAGUCGAAGGGUCGCAUGUCUCAAACGCGCCACGUACAGACACUGGGCAUGAACUUCCGGUAUUCGCUGAUUGAGUUGCUCUACAAACUAACCAAUUCUCAGCCACACUUCCUCCGCUGCAUCCGCUCCAAUAUGGAUAACUCCAGCUCCGUCUUCGACCGUGACAUGAUCAAGCACCAGGUUAAAUACCAUGCCAUCUGCGACACCAUCAGGAUUCGCCAGCAAGGAUUCUCUCACAGGAUCCCUUAUCAGGAGUUCCUUCGAAGAUAUCAAUUCCUGGCAUUUGACUUCGAUGAGAUAGUAGAGGUGACAAAGGACAACGCGAGGCUGCUGCUGCUACGACUCAAGAUGGAGGGCUGGGCCAUCGGCAAGGACAAGGUCUUCAUUAAAUACUAUAAUGAGGAAUUCCUCUCCAGGUUGUACGAGUCGAGUGUAAAGAAGAUCGUAAAGAUUCAGGCCAUGAUGAGAGCCUACAUGCAGAGGAAGAAGAAGAAAGCUGGCCAGCUCAAACCUACAGAGAAAACUAAGCCCAAGGGACCCAUUAAGGAGAUGACCCAGGAGGAAGCCGCCACAAAGAUCCAAAGCAACUUCAGAGGGUAUAAAGUCCGCCAGGAGAACCCAGAAAUCGCCAAUAAGAUACGGGAGCGCCAGAAAUUUGGUGAAAAGACCUUAGAGGCAGAGGCGGCACGUUACGUCCAACACUACUUCAGGAGGUGGAAGAUGAGGACCCUUUUUCAGCAGCUCCAGAUCUACCGCGCAGACAAGACACAACAUCUCGUCUACUUCUCCCAACAGGUUCACUUGUACGGGCAGGAGAUGCAGGCGAGGCUGCAGCGGCUGAACCAUCGGCUGGACCUGGGUAAGGUACGCAAUGAGGCCCCAGGUGCUCACAAGACUAUCCUGGUGAGGGAGAAGAUUGCUCAGCCCAAGCUCGCCCUCGACCACAUGCUCAAUGCCUACUUUGACACCACCUUCCUCUGUGACCCCAGCAGGGCCAAGAAGGGGAGACAGCAAGAUGACGACUGGGAGGCUCCCUUCAAGUCUCGUGCAUCUGCUGCCCGCUCCGAAAACAUGGGUCUAGAGGAAAAGUUGGGAAAUAGUGGCCCCGGCAACAAAGAAAUAGCAGACACACCCAUGGAUGUCCGCUCCAAGACCGCUUUGUUUGACCAGGGUCAGAAUGCCAACACAUGCAGUGGUGUAGGUGGAGGAUCAUCGUCAUACAACAGGUUUGCGGGCAGCAGCAGUAACAGGCCGGCUUCCAGCUACAAUAAGUUUGCAGGAUCGAGCUACGUCCCCCCUGCUCCCUCUUACAACAGCGGUAGCUAUAUCAAAUCCCAAGCACCCAAGCCUUCCGUCGCCGUCAACUCCUGGAACGAGCGACAGCAUAAUGGUUACAGCGACAACAUGGACCCAGAGGACCAGGGCACCCAUGACUUUAGGAAGCAUCUCCGCAAGACUAACCGCUCGGCCAUAUUGGAGAUGGAGGCGAGGGCGGCGGCGUCCAGCGGUGGUGAUGAGGGAAAUCUCAACUUCCAGGGUAUAUUGCGCAAGACGAGCCACUCCCGCGAUAGCAUGAAGAGGAACCAGGAUGGAGCGUCCAGCUACGCCAAUGGUGACCAUGAUAUGCCCACCUCCCCCACCUUCUACGAGGAAACUGAGGAGGCCAUGCUCUAGGAUACUUAUCCUCACACACACACACAGGAGUAUCAUGCCAGGGCUGUGUUGUAUCUAAUAGAGCAGAACCUGGAGACUGUGUCAUUACAAGGUCAAAGGAAUCUAGAUGUGAAAUAAUAUCAAGGAAACAUUUUUCACUAUGAAAUUGAGGACCGAGAGGCCAUGUUAUAACAAGAAUAGGAGAAGUAGGAGGUCUUGCUGUAACAAAGAUAGUAGGGAUGGGAGGCAAUGGUAUAAGAAGGAUCGUCAGAUGAGAAACAAAUUGUUUUGAGGUGGAGGAGAGUGAAGGGCGACUUACAUUAAAGUUGACCCAUUUUCAUUCUGGCAUGAAAAAGGGAACACAGUAACUUGUUCAGUAGGGUGAGUUUGAUGAUAUGUUUAGAAAGUCUGUUUUAUGACUGAUCGAUUGACAGGUUAUGAUAGUAAUUGGCAGGCAGGAUCAAUUUGUAUAUAAGAAUUGUUACACGCAUGACACAGUAUAGUCAUGGCCCUUGGAAGCGUGAAAUUUUCAUAUCUACUUACUUGUGUCAUAACAGCGAGGUUGUUGAAACCAGUGUGAUUCAUGACUUGUAAAUGAGAGGCUACUAGGUCGAUAAUUUUUGUGAUCAGUAAACAAAGCACCAAGAAAUAUAGCCUCUGGUAUAUAUGUAGCCCAUAUUAUGUACCUAAAGUAAAGAAUCCCCUAAUCUAAACCAACUUAACCAAGGUACAACUAGCUACAGUAAGAUACAUUGGUUGGCAUUCUUAUUUGGACGCUUCAUUACCCAGGGUAUAGAUUUUAGGGUGGCAUGUGGCAUUUUUACCAAGGGCCUUCUUGUUCGGCAUUUUCUUUUCAGUGGCCUUAUGACCGGCACCCUAUGACAGCAAAGAAUUUAGGAAGAAAAAUGUAUUAAUAAUAGCACCUGUAUGUUCCAGCAUGAACAAGUGAUAAUAACAAUGUGUUAGAGGUAAAUAGUUAAGUAAGGUGGAUAAGGAGAAUUUCAUCUUUAUUUUACCCUUCACCUCAGAUUACAAUUAAGAGCUUUUGCUAGAUACUGUACUUCAAGUGAUACAAAGUUAGUUGCUUAACAAAUAGGGAAAAAAUUUUCAUAAAUGAAUUAUGGUUUUGGAUAGUGAUCAAUCUCAUUCGUUAUUUGGAAGAAUUAUAUAAUCUUCAUCAGUCUCAAAAAGUUAAGAUACACGUAAGAUUAAGUUAAAGACAAUAUAAGAUACAACACCGGAUUAAGGAACACAGGACUCCAGUGAUAUUUUAUCCUUUUCAAUCGGAGCUGACAGAUCAAAUGGACCCCAAUCCCAAUAGAUACCACCUCAACCUAACUAUUUGGAUUAGGGUUCAUUAGCCCUGGGCCUAAUCUGAAUAAUUAGGUUAGACUGGGGUCAAUUAAGACUGGGACCCAUUUGACUUAAAAUCAUAAACCGUGUAACCUUGUUUGCGAGUGCCACUGUACAACACCUGUAGUAAGACACAUGAUGUACCAUUGUCUUUGAGGGGCUGGAUCUGCUUAUUGUGUUUUGUAUUGACACAGUAGUUUCACAUCCAGAUCAUUUAUUAAGAAACAACUGUAUAAAUACAUUGAUUUACUUAUUUAUGUAUAUAAAGGCUUUCAAGUAGCAGAGUAUUUGAAGAAGUUUAACUUACAAAGGAAUAGAGAAUAAAUGUUUAUAAUACUGUAUUAUAUUCAUAACAAUCAUAAUUGUGAAACAGAUUAAUAAGACAACGAAAACCAGGAGAAUUUAUACAGUUGUACUCACAAAAUUAUAACUAAUAUACAGGGUAUUUAAUAGCUGUGGGUAUAUUUCAUGGGUUUAGACAAUUAUUUCACAGUUUAUAUGUACUGUAUUCUCUGUUAAUAUAGCAAAUUUCUGUAUUAUUCUGCAAAGUAGAUAUUUAUAUUGUGAAGGAAAUUAGAAAAAUUAUUAUAGAUUUUUAUUUUAAAUAAUUUAUUUACUUAGACAUAUAAUACUUAGAGACACAGGAAGAAUUAUUAUAUGUACUUAUGCUGUAUUUUUCAUUAUAUAUUAACCUGUAAAAAUAUACUAUUACCUGGAAUUUAUAUUUUUACUGAUAGCAUUUAAUUGUUGUAUAAGGUAGAAUAAGUACACUACAAUAUACUGUUCCUAAUAGGUAGCCCAAUUUUAGUCUUGGAUAAUGUGGUGGCAGAGACAGUAACCUUUAGUGACUGACAUAUGUAAGAAACAGACUCCACACUUUUGUAUUAAUGCAGUGCAGUACUGUAUUCACAUUAAUAUUUCUUUGCUGAUAAUUUCGGAAUAGACAAUAUAUGUUGCUGAUAGUAUAGCAAGAUCAACUUAUUUUUGCUGGUGUUACUGCAAGGUAAACAUACUGUAUAUAACUGGCACUGAGACCAACAUCAUUGCUAGUAAUAACUGAAGAUGAACUUGAAAUACAGUACAGUACUUGUAUGUCAUUAACAACAUUUGUUUCCCUGUAGUGUCCGCAGCUUGACACAUUUUGCUGGUCAAGAUAUUUAUCGUUUCAAUUAUUCCAUCAUAACAUAAUGUAAAUGUUGUGCUGUUAUUAUUGCUCCUUGUAGAUAAGAUUAUUUUAUUGUUAUGAAUUUAAAAAUCAAAUUACUUUUGUAACAUUAAGCUCUGCUUACGUGUAAUUAAAGUACAGUACUGUAUAAGCAGAAGCAGAUAGAAGUACGAGUACUGUUUACUGAUGUUAAUACAAGGUACUGUACAGAUAUUUUAGUUCUGUAUUACCUUAUACUGUAUCAGUGUUUGUAUACAAUAUAUAUUGUUAUUAUACAAUGAAUGGAUUGUUGUUGUCUUAUGAUCAGCAAUAUGUUUAGUUAUAGUACUGUAAUAAAACGUUUAUAUAAUUGAUAGUGUAUACUGCACUGUGAAAAGAAGUACGUAUAGUAAUAUAGUAUGUCCUCACACACAUAUAAUGUAAUUGUAUUACUGAAGUGAGUUCUGUAUAUGAAAACUAAAUUUAGAAUAUGAUUAGCAAUCGGUUGCCAGUGAAUUUUGCAUUCACAAUACUGUAAUCUUUCACAAGGCUCCUAGCAUUACUGUUAACCUGCCAUAAAGAUCCCUUCUUACAAGGAUUAUUCCUUGUAACACAAGAUGUAAGAACACAAAUACAGGGUAUGUUGUCCAAAAUUGCAUCAAAUUUACAUUUAAGAUUGCUAUAUAUUGAUUAAAGGUAGGAAAUGAAAUUAAAGAAGGGAACAUUUCCCAAGCGAUUCUGUACUGUACUUUGAGUUUAUCUCCCAGUUGGUGUUAUGUGAAUGUAUAAGGUAAGGUAGAGCUUUACGGUAGUGGAAAUUCGAUGGUGUUUUUGGAUGUUGGCUUUGAAUUUGAGUCAAACAGUCGGGUACAUGACUAAUAUUCAUUGCAGGAAGAUUUGUUAAUAUAGGCCUUGUCUUUAGCUGCUUCAUUUUAAACCACUUAAGUUUUAUGUGAACAGUAUGUGUUCAUAAUGCUAAUGUAGGUUGAUUGUAGACCAAGUCUCUUGUUGAAAUAUUGAUGAUAAUGUGUCUUUAAACUUGCUAAAUGAUCUAUUCAUAGGUAUUAUACUUACACACCGUGAACUUUAUUUAAUACUAAAUUUUGAUAAUACAGUUAAACUGCAGUUUUCACUUAGUGCAGUUUGGCAGUAAGUUUUUAUGGAUGUGUUCAUUUCUGUCAUCAAAUAGGGUAUUGAUAAUAAAUCCAAGAAGGACAUGCCAUCCUUAUACGACUUUGUGAAGGCGGUGCCCCGCAUAUACAGUGGCAGUGUACAAGUUUUAAAUGAUCAAUGGAGAGACUUAGAUGUGAUUGCUAUACCACCCGAGAUUAAGGACAGCAGUGGCAUAGUGGACGUUUAUACAAAACUGGGGGAACUUAAGGACGGUGUAGGUGUUUCCCAAUUUAAGGACCUUUGUACAUUUGCUUUGCAGGUAUUGUCUCUUCCAACAUCCAAUGCAGAUGCAGAGAGACUAUUUUCGAAAUUGAAUUUAAUGAAAACAAAAUCCAGAAACGCUCUGCAAACUCCCUCUAUUAAUUCAUUAAUAGCCUUGUCUGAGGCUGUGAAAUUCCAGGGUGGAUGUAUAAAUUUUACACCAAAUCAGAGGAUGCUAACUUCUAUUUGAUAUUUUUUGUUCAAUUAGUGUUUAAUGUUCCCAUGUUAUGUUAUAAUAUUAUAUGGUUGUAGGGUUUUUGUAUGUGCAUAUUUAUAGUUUGCCAAGACAUUACAAUAGUUAUACCUAAUA